Messenger RNA from Magallana angulata, 633 nucleotides. RefSeq lists its product as uncharacterized. The record is from RefSeq and is a predicted model, not a curated record. Lineage: Eukaryota; Metazoa; Mollusca; Bivalvia; Ostreida; Ostreidae.
AUGUUUCGAACAAAUGUGAUACUUCUUUGCAACAGAGAUGACUAUCGGAAUGUUAACUGGACACUUUUGUUUUUGUUUGUCUGUCUCGGUAGAAAUCAUGCGGUCAUUCCAAUUUGUUCAGAGAACUUCAAAGGUUGUUGUUUAGGUUAUAUCUGGAACUCUACAAUCAAUAUGUGCGAUAAAUGUAUAUCUGGGUAUACAGGACUAAACUGUACAUCAAUAUGCCCUUACCCUACUUACGGAGAUAACUGCCAACACAUUUGUGACUGUAGCAAGGACGAGUGUGAUUUGUCUUUGGGUUGUAAUAGUUUAACAUCUGAGAAGCAAACGUUUUACUUAUCCACAACCAAAUUUGACAAUCUUUUUAGUGAGUUUUUUACAAUAAGGAAUACUAAGCCCGAUUUUUUAUCAAAGCACAAUAUUUCGUUUCAAAAGAGAGAAAAGAUUGUUCUUAUCAUUUUUACAAUUAUAUUAUGUGCCUGAAUAAUAUUUGCCAAAAUUGUUGUUUGGUUUCCCGAUAAGCGACGACGAGAGCCGGGGAAGGCGCCAAGUACAGUUCAAAUUAUUCCGGAACACGGCUUUGUUUAUGAAAACAUUGAUAAUUUUGGUUCCCCUUCUUUGGAAAUCCAAUAA